Molecule: messenger RNA, 1044 nt
Organism: Debaryomyces fabryi
Lineage: Eukaryota; Fungi; Ascomycota; Pichiomycetes; Serinales; Debaryomycetaceae
Exons: 1
Coding region: 1-1044 (347 amino acids)
Source: RefSeq, a predicted model, not a curated record
AUGGGACUUAGCAUACGACAAUAUUAUAAGCAGAUAUGCCGACGCAUACAUAGACUUCCACUUGACCAUAAGACAAUAGAAUGCCUUCGACUACACUGUAAGAGUAAGUUCGUAACACAAUUAAAGAAAGGUCAAUAUCAGCAUACUUCUAUCGACAAGAGUUCAUUUGAUAAAGGAAUAAAGGUAUUAGAUGAUGUAUUGGUGAAUGAGAAUUACGAUUCUCUUAACACCAUAUUAGAUUUUAUUUAUAAAGAAGCUUUACCUCAACCGCAAUGGGUUUCUGAUUUUAUGAAGUACAAGUAUACAGCAUUUAGGCCAUGUUGGCCCCAAGUCCAUUUGUUUAACGAAUUAACUACCACACCAAAACAAUCUAAGUUAUACGAAGAAGCAUUAGAGAAAGAUAAGGAUAUGGAUUUAUCGUUGGUUAGCUACUUCGGAAUUAAACCUGCAUCAAUUGAUACUGAUUUAAAGCCGCUAAAAUUGGCUAUUGAUAAGACUUCACCAGUUAGUAAGAUUUUACUGGAAUUUAAAAAGCUUCAUUCAUUUGUAUUCAGAAACCAAGAGAAAUUAACGCAUUUAAAAGUACAACCAUUAGAGGUGAUAUAUCCUGCUAACAGGUUUGGGUUACCAAUUCAUGUAACUCAGCGUGAUAAGUUGUUGAAGCAGAAAGUGAACUAUGCAAAAAGCUUAUGUCAAGAAUUUAAGCCUAUAUACGAAAAUUCUUUGAACCAUUUGGUUGAAUUCGCCAUAUAUAAACCAGGGAGUACCAAAGGAAAUGAUGCUUACAAGAUAAAUGAAAACUUUUUUAAGUACAUGAUUCGGAAGCAUAAUUAUGAACGUGAUAAUUUAAAUCCUCUUUACAAGCACCAUCUAAGAAAUAAAAAAUUAAUUCCGAAUGAUAAUAAUAUUAGAAAAUAUAUGAGAGAAUAUGUUAGGAAGCAAUUCUAUUAUGAUUCUAAAUUAAAGACUUAUAAAAUGUGUUGGAUGCAAAAUUUUUAUGAGAAUGAGAAAAGAAUUGUACCAGGUAUCGAGAUACCAAGCUAG